GCAACGCCGCGUGCACACAUGUCACGCACGGAUUGACUGACAUUCCCAGGUAGUUCCAGAGUUCUAGCAACUUGAACAGCACCCUCCAUUCCAUGACCGCGAACAUUUCUGCACUCUAAGUGAAAUCUUAAGAAAAGAAUACUUAAACAUCCAGCCUUACAGCCCGAAAUCGAAUGACAUCGACAUACACUCAAUCAACUCAGCAUGAGUGAAGCGAUCGCAGCUUUGGGUUUGGCGGCCAAUGUGCUGCAAGUGUUGGACUAUGGUCGACAAUUUGUGGUUGCUGCAUGGAUCAUUCACGAUUCACGUGGUGACGAUCUGGAAAAUGUCUCAAGCCUGAAGACUGUUUCCCAGAAUUUGAGCAAUGUAAUCAAACAACUGAAACCCACUCCGCGCCAUCGAGAAUCCGAGUUAGACAAGGAGAUGUCCAGCCUUGUGGCAGAGGGACACGAUCUGUCCAUGCAAAUCCUCGCGCUGUUGAAGAAAGCCGGGUUCCAGGACGACGGAAAACGCACUAAGAUGGGGACGAUCAAAGCUGCAUUCUUUAACGUAUUCAAAAGCGAACAGCUUCGAUCCAUGGAAUCCAGGUUGGAUCGCAUCCAGAGCCGCUUGACUCUCACUCUGGUUGCGUCUUUCAGGGAAUAUACGAUGUCUUCACUUGAGGAACAACGCCAUCUCUUGCGAUUGCUGUCUGCAGACGCGAGCGAACUACUGGAAGAAAGGUCUGAAGAAAUGCCGACCGAUGCAAGCACUGUGGCAAUGGGGACCAAAGCUGUCAAGUAUCUAUCUAACAAGGCCGCCUCAUCCCCAACAUUGAUGAAAACCGUCAUGAUGGACAUGGUCAACGUCAUAUUCGACAACGACGAGUUGGUUGCAGAUCAUCGUGCGAGGAGAGCGUCUAAAUUUGAGCUCAGCAACCAGAAGCUGAGGGUUCUCCACGAGAAAUUCCUCACUAAGCUCCAGUACGAUGGUAUCUACCAUCGGGAAGAUACGGUUCCUGUUGCGCACCAGAAAACAUUUCAUUGGAUUUUUGAGAGAGCAGAAGACCAAACGCUUCCAUGGGCAGACUUCUGUCGAUUUCUGGAAUCCGAAGAGCACCAGCAAUAUUGGAUCACUGGGAAGCCUGGGGCAGGAAAAUCGACCCUAAUGAAAUUCAUCACACAACCAGUUUCGGAUCCAUCAUCGGCAUCUCAUAAAGCUAUCGAAAAUGGUAUUAUUAACCUUCGGUGCACAGAAUAUUUGAAAACAUGGGCAGGUGACCGUCCCCUGUCUGUUGCAUGCUUCUACUUCUGGGCAGCAGGUUCAGAUAUCCAGACUUCAAAGGAGGGCUUGUUUCGAACGCUUCUGCACCAGCUUCUCUCGGCUAACAAGGAGAUCAUCUCGGAGAUCUCGCCGGACCGGUGGGAAUCACUUUGUAUUUUCGACAGUGAUCCUAAACCGAUACUUGAAACCGAGUUACGAACUCUCAUGUCUCGCACCGUUCAACGGCUAUGUUCCACUAGUAAAGUUUGCCUCUUUCUAGACGGUCUGGACGAGUUUACAGGAAGCCACGAAGACCUGGUCAAUUACUUUCAAAGUCUCUUGUGCUACGACUCUCUCAAGAUAUGCUUCGCCAGUCGCCCGUGGGUAGUCUUUGAGGAAGCAUUCAAAGAGCAGCCCCACCUGAUGCUCCAGCAUCUAACGCGCAAUGAUCGAAAAGCCUAUGUUACAUCCCAUUUUCAGGAUAACAAUGGAUUUAGACGGCUUCAGGGGCUAGAGCCUAUGUUUGCUAAUAGCCUCUUGGAGACAAUCGUGGAGAAGUCCCAGGGCGUAUUUCUGUGGGUCAGCCUGGUUGUUGAUUCGUUGCUUGAUGGUAUGCGAGAUGCCGAUCGUGUUAGCGACUUACAGAAGAGAUUAGAUGAGACACCACGGGAUCUUGAAGAGCUCUUCCAAAGGAUGCUGGAAGACCUAGGUCCCAAGCACGUGGCACACAUCGCGCAAUAUUUUCAGAUCAUGGCGGCAUGUCCUCGGCCCCUCCCUGCUAUCCUUCUGUUCUUUGCAGACGAGGAAGAGGAUGACUUUUCCAUCAAACUUCCGGUACAACGUUACGACUGGUCGGAGUUCAAUGCCCGUGUUGACGAGAUGCGUGUACGACUGAAUAGCUGUGGCAAGGGCCUCUUGGAGCUGAACGAAUCACAAGACGACAAAGCAACCACAUAUGACAAGAAACGGGUGACGACUGUCACUUAUUUGCAUCGAACAUUGAAGGAUUUCCUUGAGCAGCCAGGUCCACGAGAAACAAUCUCAAAGGUGACCAGUCCCUCUUUUGAUGCUCGUUUUAGGCUGAGCUCAGGUUACUUGGCUCUUUACAAGACUUGUCAUCAUCAUAUUCCCGGGCAAAGAUUAAGUGACGCUUCAUGCGCGGCAGUGCUACAUUGUUUAGGGCAAAUGUCCUCCUCGUCCACCGAGGCUGGAUCGCGGAUGCUUCCGAUCUUGGAGAACUUUGAACGGAUACUGAGUUCUCGCCUUGAAUCGUAUGCCAAUAUUGGUGUACUCCUUCGCCAACUUACAAAGGUUCUCGAGAGUGAGGGGGCACAAGUUCCUCCAACAUCACUGAUACCGACUCGAUUCAGAAACACCACCAGCAGUACGUUUCCCAGCAUAGCCGCCUUCCUCACCGCUGCCAUAUACUGCCAGGCUACGCCGUAUAUCAUGACGAAAGUGAAGAGUGGCUUCGAUGUAGGCUUCGCCGAUUCGACCCCUCUUUCCUCAAAAGCCAUCAGCAUUCCAUCCCAGGCGAAAAAAGAGUCCAGUAUUUCUCGAGCUCUGGGAUCCAUGCUCGGUAACAGUUCAAGCAAGAAGAAAGAGCAAGCACAGCUGGACCAAGUCCCAUCGAUCGAAGAUUGGCUUCUCUACAAUGUCAUCAUGUUCGCAACGACUGGAGUCUCGGUAUCAAUCCCUCUGAUCGAAAGCUUGUUGAACAGGGGAGCCCGACCAGAUUUCAGCUUUCAGAUAUGUCCGGCUGGGAUCGAGCGCGAUUGCAGUACUUGGCAGCUAGUCCUGGCAGAAUCAGUGAACGUAUUUGCAGGCAAUUAUACAGGCUUGACACCCUUCAAAUUCUGGGAAGAGGUUAUUACCAUCAUGCUUGCGUGGAAUGUAUCUCUGGAUAAGAGGACUGUGGCCGGCUCACUGGACGUUCUGAGGGAGCACAGGAAGCUAGAGCCCCGGGAACUGGACAGGAAGCAGAUGACUGAACAAGUCUUGAAGGCUCUUAGGACCAUGCGUAAAGGACACGAUUCUAUCGCUUCUAUAGGUUACACGCUGAGGAGAGUAUGAACACGAGGCAGUCUCGAUUGAUGGGCAAACAUCUCGCCACAUGGUUUACAAAUCACCCAUGGGUCUUAGAGAAUAUCUCACGUCAUAGAAAAUUUCAUUCUUUCUGAC
Molecule: messenger RNA, 3423 nt
Organism: Diaporthe batatas
Lineage: Eukaryota; Fungi; Ascomycota; Sordariomycetes; Diaporthales; Diaporthaceae
Exons: 2
Coding region: 205-3315 (1036 amino acids)
Source: RefSeq, a predicted model, not a curated record